Molecule: messenger RNA, 453 nt
Organism: Mycena indigotica
Lineage: Eukaryota; Fungi; Basidiomycota; Agaricomycetes; Agaricales; Mycenaceae
Product: Mediator of RNA polymerase II transcription subunit 21
Exons: 4
Coding region: 1-453 (150 amino acids)
Biological process (GO): regulation of transcription by RNA polymerase II
Cellular component (GO): mediator complex
Molecular function (GO): transcription coregulator activity
Source: RefSeq, a predicted model, not a curated record
AUGCUGGAGGAACUCUCACACAUGGACCGCAUAACCCAACUGCAAGAUGAAAUCCAACAGCUGCUCACAAUCAUGUCCCGCACCGUCGUCUACCUCACCUCCCGCGCCAACUUCGUGCAAGUCAGCGAGCAGAUUCCCAUUACCAAGGAGCGGAAGCCAGAGAAAUAUGACCAGCCAGACGUAUUCGAUGCGAAUAAGAAGGAGCUGGUGGAAGACCUAAUGGUGAAGGCGAAACAGGUGGAAUACCUCAUACAGUCUCUCCCACAGCCAGAGCCGGAAGCUGACCAGGCCAAACGGUUACAAACCCUCGACGAAGAGAUGACCGUGGCGAACGAAGAGUACAUCCAAGCUCUUUCCCGAGCAAAGAAGCUGCAUGCCGAGAUAUCUGGACUUCUGCGAUUCAUGCUGCAACCAACCGAUGAUGGGCUUGUCGAGCCACGGUCGACAACCUAA